AUGCUGCUUGUAUUUAAUACAAUAAUUUUUUUAAAACAUGAUGCCUUCACUUAUUUAACUUUUUGCAGCACAUGUGAAAACAAUGGAACAGUAUCUUGUAAAAAGGAAGAUGUCUGUUGCUUAUUCCAGCACUGGACAGAAUGGAGUGAAUGUAGUACUGAUUGUGGUGAAGGGCAUACAAUGAGAUUUAGGAAAGUAGACAAGGAACUCUCUUAUAAUUGUUCUUCACCAGAUAAAAGAGAAAUAAGAAAGUGCAAUGCUACUACUUGUGGACUCAACUGUACAAUCAAUGAUGUCAUUUACAAAGUAAAUGAUAAAAUCAACUCUACAGAGUGUCAAGAAUGCUAUUGCAUGGAGAAUGGAGAACAUUGUGUUAAUAAUACAGCAGCUGUAGUGGAUGGAAGCUGGACAUUGUGGACUCAAUGGUCAAAGUGCAAUUCAAACUGUAAAGGAGGAUUCAGACAACGAAACAGAACCUGUUCCAACCCACUGCCAAAGUGUAAUGGUAAAAAAUGCUCAGGCAAGAAUAUACAAAAAGAGACAUGCAAUACAGAUAUACCUUGUUGUGAGAUGACUCAAUGGAUUAAGUGGUCUGAGUGCUCACAAAAAUGUGGGAAUGGUAACAAAAAUCGAACAAGAGAGCUAAAGGUCAAAGAAGAUGCUAAUUAUUGCAAUGUUGAGAUGAUACAAUUAUUAGAAUGUAAUACUGAUAUUUGUGAAACAAAAUGCAAUGUAACAGAAUGGACAUUAUGGUCACCUUGUUCUGUAAGCUGUGGAGUUGGAGCUAUGGUUCGAGAAAGAAAGAUUUUAGCCAAAAGUGAAAAGAAUGAUUGUCCUAAAAUUCUCAGAGAAGAGGAGAAGUGCAUUGGCAAAAAGUGUAAAUGUGAAGAAAAUGAAAUUUGGAUGGAAGAAGGCUGUGAGAAAAGUUGCAACGAUUCUAAACAGUGUAAAGUGGCUGCUUGCUUAUGCAAAGAGGGAUUUAAACGUUCCAUUAAUAAUAGUUGUAUCACUCAAAAGACUUGUGAUUCAUGCAUUAUUAAUGGCGCUGAAAAAAUGCCUGGAAGUAUUUGGAGGAAUGAAGCAGAUGAAUGUGAAAAAUGUGAAUGUGUUGGUGGCCAAGCAGUUUGUUCUCGAAUUUGUGCCAUAGAAAAAUGUGAACAGGAUGAAGAGCUUUCUUAUGAUGUCCCAAACAAAUGCUGUCCAAUAUGUGUAAAGAAAAGUACUUGUGCCUUAAAAAUGGCAACAGAUUAUCUGAUUGAUUCUCUCACUGGAUGCAGAUCAGUUAAUAAGGUUAAAUACUUUUAUUGUGAAGGCAGCUGUGGUUCUAGUUCAGAAAAACCAGUUCUUAUGAAUCUGAAAAACAGUGCAAGCAGCCAACAGAACUGUAUUUGUUGCCAAGGAAUAACAUCACUUGCAAAAUCUGUUGAUGUUGUUUGUGAAUCUAAGAAAAUUAGGAAAACCAGUUAUUAUGACAUGAAAAGUUGUGGUUGUAAAGACUGCUCAAAUAGUUAA
Molecule: messenger RNA, 1512 nt
Organism: Acanthosepion pharaonis
Lineage: Eukaryota; Metazoa; Mollusca; Cephalopoda; Sepiida; Sepiidae
Source: the annotation of a GenBank genome assembly